CAUCGUCUUCCUUGCUUUGUCCGAACGAUUCCUUUGCGCAUCCGAGAAAAGACGGGAAAUUUUCCAUUUCCAUGGCCACAGCAGCAACUGUCCCUCUGACAAGCGCGCGUCUUCUCCGUCUGCGUCGCAAACCGUCACCGCCCGCCGCGGCUUGGUCAUCAUCCCUCUCCUCCCUCGCUCCGUUCAAGAUGGGUUUGCUCCAGAGCAGAAGCUCCGCGGCGGUGCCGCCAGGGAAGCUCACUGUCAGGGCCGCGAGAGCCGAGUCGGAGCGAGCCUCCCUCGGCUUCAGGGCUCCGCAGUUCCAGCUUCUCGAGCCACUCACUGGGAGGAUGUGGAGCCUUGAAGAUUUCGAGUCUUACCCUGCUCUGCUGGUUAUGUUUACAUGCAACCACUGCCCGUUUGUUAAACACUUGAAGAAAGAUAUUGUAAAGCUCACAAAUUUCUACAUGAAGAAAGGACUGGCAGCUGUUGCGAUAUCUUCAAACUCUGUGAUGACUCACCCACAGGAUGGGCCUGAGUUUAUGGCAGAAGAAGCUAAAGCAUUCAAUUAUCCCUUUCCUUAUCUAUAUGAUGAGAGCCAGGAUGUAGCACGUGAUUUUGGAGCUGUUUGCACACCAGAGUUCUAUUUAUUCAAAAAGGGUGGUCGGAGGCCAUUUGAACUAGUAUACCAUGGCCAGUUUGAUGACUCUCGACCAAGUAAUAAUGUGCCUGUUACUGGAAGGGAUUUAAGCCUGGCCAUAGAUUGCGUUCUCAGUGGACAACCUGUAUCAUCGACACAAAAACCUAGUGUUGGAUGUAGCAUAAAGUGGCAUCCAGAGGUGAAAGUGUAACCCACACUUGUUUAGUUCCGCUCAAGUUAUUGUAGUGGACUGUGAAGUUACCAUUCCUGUUCCUUAAGGUUCUUUGAGAAAUUGAAAACGAAACAUGAAGUUUGAGGUUGUACAGUGUUGGCAUUUAUAUUUGGGCUCAUGUGUAUUCUGUAACUUGCCUUGUAUCGUCUCUGUACAGAUAGUAUAGAAGCUGUUAAGAGUGAAUUGUCACUAUGUAUGGUUCUUAGUUCUCAGCAAUAAAUUGCUUGAAUGUCAUUGGUCACAAUAA
This is a messenger RNA of Syzygium oleosum, 1098 nucleotides long. RefSeq lists its product as uncharacterized. NCBI's taxonomy places the organism in Eukaryota, Viridiplantae, Streptophyta, Magnoliopsida, Myrtales, Myrtaceae. Gene Ontology annotation, molecular function: oxidoreductase activity; antioxidant activity. The transcript is spliced from 10 exons. The coding region runs from base 72 to 830 and encodes 252 amino acids. The record is from RefSeq and is a predicted model, not a curated record.